AUGUCGCUCGCACUCAAAGAGCAGGGCUACGUUGUUAUGCCCUCCCGUCCGCCUCAGACGCCGGUCAGUGUAGUCAUUCAAAGUCUGCUGCUAUGCUUCCGAUCGCUUUCACGUGCCAAGGCGCUUAAGAUCACUAUACCGUACUCAGAGUCUGCGGAACAGCUGUUAAACGCAUGCUCCAAAGCGUUGCAUGAAGGCCUCGAAACACCAACCAUCGAUUACAAGAAGACGUACAGUGGGCGCGAAUGGGUCCGAGACGACUGGACAGCGUACAACAUCAACGACUAUGAUGAGACCACCUUACCUGUUGCGUGGAAUCCACUCGUUAGCGAUCCUCCUCCAGCUUACGUCGAACACGAUGGAACGGCGGCAAUAGGUAAUCCCACCAAGGCUCAUCUCAAGCAUCCCGACUUCUCCCAUCAGCCUCGCCAGAUGUCCCCCUCGAUCCCGGACACGGAGUCCCCGUCCUUCAGCCCGCCGCCCGUCACCCCGGCAGCGUCCCACACCCUCGGCAAGCGCAAACGCUCACACGAAGACGGCUCAGCGGAGUCGCCGUCACCCUCUCUUCCCGAAGAUCGGAGAAAGAUCCGUUACUCACACCCACCCCGUCAAACCUCCUCCUCACUCGCCGACACCUUGCUUCCGUCCUCCAUCUGCUCGCUGCCCGCCACCUUGCCCUUAUCAAGCCUCCUCGGCGAGCUUCCAGCGCAAGACCGCUCCUCGCCCUUGCCUGCAGAAGAAGGCCUCCCCAUUCUCCCCCACCGCCGCUUUCGCAUUAGCAAACGCUCCGCCGUCGGCGCCGGUCCCAACAGUGCCCUCUUCGACACCGGCCAGUGGCAUCUCUUUAACAACGCCCUGACAUGGCUGACUACUGCUUGGGAUGUGCUUCCUGCCGCGCAUGCCGUCUUCCUGCCCGAGCUACGAACGCUGGCGCAUGCGAUCCGUGAGUGCGAUAAGGCUACAUUUAACCAGACGAGGGUCAAGUGCAUGGUGGACCUGGUGCGGCGCGAGAGGGCGGCACCGUGCAGGGGAGAGGGAUUGUGGGAGAGGGAGGGAGGACAUGGGGAGAGAGUCGAGGAGGUGACGAGGUGGUUAUAUCAGCACGUAGGAGCCGAGGCGGACACGGCGGUGGUGCAUGAGUUGCUCGCGUUGGAUGAUAUGGUGAGGUUUUUGGAAAUGGCGGAGAGGGGGGAGGACAGGAGGGAGGAGGAGCUUUGUAGGAGGGGGCUUGUUAUUCAGAUGGGAACGUGCAUUAUGGUCGCGCUAUUUAAGACUGAUUAG
Lasiodiplodia theobromae is the source of this 1281-nucleotide messenger RNA. RefSeq names its product Uridylate kinase. Lineage: Eukaryota; Fungi; Ascomycota; Dothideomycetes; Botryosphaeriales; Botryosphaeriaceae. The transcript has a single exon. The coding region runs from base 1 to 1281 and encodes 426 amino acids. The record is from RefSeq and is a predicted model, not a curated record.